GUUCGGUCAACUGGAGGAAAAUGGCCGCCUGGGGAGCGGUGCGUCGGAGAUUAUCCAAAAGUUAAAAAUAUAUAUCUACACUUUAUAUUAAAAUCACACGGAAAGAAGCGACCGGGAGCGCAAACAGCUGGCGAUGGCACGGGAAGCGAGUUCGAUGUCUGUUGGAGAGUCAUGACUUUGUGCGUGCAUUUAUGAUUUUGGUUCUGAUGCCUGAGACCUGAUUCUUUCAUAAUGUAUCACGCUUUGGAGUAUGCAUUGGACCGUGCAGAGUACAUUAUUGGGUGUGCCAGACAACGACCGCCAAAAAGAAGGCAUUCAUCUAGUGGAAGGAAAUCAGUACAUCAGAAAUUGUAUGACCUGUAUAUGGAAGAAUGUGAAAAAGAACCAGAGUUGAAGAAAUUAAGACGAAAUGUUAACCUGUUGGAAAAACUUGUAAUGCAAGAAAGGGUGUCAUGCCUAGUAAUAAAUCUGUAUCCGGGAAAUGAAGGCUACUCCCUAAUGCUCAGGGGGAAAAAUGGAUCAGAUUCGGAAACAAUCCGAUUGCCUUAUGAGGAGGGAGAGUUACUCGAAUACUUGGAUGCAGAGGAACUACCACCAAUUCUUGUAGACCUUUUGGAAAAAUCUCAGGUGAACAUUUUCCACUGUGGAUGUGUCGUAGCUGAAGUACGAGAUUAUCGGCAGUCUGGUCACACGAAAGCACCUACAUACCAAAGCCGACAUAUAUUACUUCGGCCCACAAUGCAGACAUUGAUUUGUGAUGUACAUGCCAUAACAAGUGACAACCACAAAUGGACACAGGAUGAUAAACUUGUCCUUGAAAGCCAAUUGGUGCUCCAUACAUCAGAGCCUCUUUGCCUAGACCCUUCCUUCACUGUAACAUGUGCAACCAACAGACUUCUGUACAAUAAACAAAAGAUGAAUACGAGGCCAAUGAAAAGGUGUAUGAAGCGGUAUUCUCGGCCAGCACUCAACAGACAGCAGGAGAUAGCCCAAUUCACACCACCACCUCAUCUUAAACUGUUUGAUUAUCUACAAAGAAGAAAGGAAAGAAAGCCAGCACCACACAUUGACCUUAAAAUUUCAAAAGCUGGAAGUUGUGUUGAUAUGUGGAAGCAAAAUCCAUGCCAGCUCACAGUGCCAUCUGAAAUUGAUGUGGAAAAGUAUGCAAAAGUGGAAAAAGCUAGCAAAUCUGAUGACUUGCAAACAGCUGUCUGGCCAAUUCAUGAAGCAAAGGAUGAAUAUAUUUUUGAGUGGGAAGGAACAGAACAAAUUCAUGCCUCCAAGUUAAUAAUUUACCAGUCAUCAGAUGAUCCUCUGUUUUAUGGUAAGAUUCAAAUGACGAAGGACCCCAAACCAGAGGAAGAAAACGAACACCUGGUUACUCAUAUCCCGUUCCCUAUAGGUACAAAAGCAGAAGCUGACAGGUUUGUAAGGCAGUAUUUUGAGGUUUUGCAACAGGAUACCAAGUGCCCAGUGAAGAUUUCUCACAAUUCAGCUGGCUCAGUGAGCCAAAGUCACUUGUCUCCUGGGAAAGAAAUUGAGCAAUCUGAAGAAAUUUCUGGAUCUGUCCAGUCUUCUAUACUGGGGAAGGGUGUGAAGCACCGACCGCCACCCAUAAAACUCCCUAGUGGAGCCAGUAACAGCUCUUCAGGAAAUGUGUUUAGUCCAUUGCAAUCAAGUGGCCACCUGAAAUCCACAACUCCCCCUCCUCCUCCAACCAAAAGUGUUAGCCUGUCUAGAAAGCAUUCUAUGGAUCUUAAUCAAGUGAACAUCCUCUCACCACCAGCAAUGUCUCCAGUGGGUUCUUCACAAAGAUCUGGGACUCCCAAGCCAUCUACCCCCACACCAACCAACACCCCUUCAUCAACUCCACACCCUUCUGAUGUGCAAACCCCAGCAUCUACAGCCACCCCCUCAGCUACCCCAUCUACACAAGAAUCAGGCCUCAAUCCGCAGACCCUUUUAACCCCUUUUGCCCAACAGCAGAUGGCCCUCAGUCAAGCUUUGCCAGUAAUGACCAUUCCUCUUUCCACUAUGGUAACUUCCAUUACAACAGGGAGUUCAUCCUCCCAGGUGAUGACAAACCCAGCGAGUCUGAACUUCAUCAAUGUAGUGGGCUCAGUUUGUGGAGCACAGACGUUGAUGAGUGGUUCAAAUCCCAUGCUGGGGAGUAAUGGUGGUGCUAUAACUCCUUCAGGCUUAAAUCUGAGCAGCAUUCUACCACCAGCUGGACUGGUGCCAAGCUCACUGCCAGCUGCCAUGCAAUCUGCAGCUCAAGCAGGUGGUUCAUUUGUUGGUUUAAAAAAUACUCCUGGUUUCCGACCUUUGAACUUGCUUCAGCUGUCAAGUUGCCCGCCAGUGAUCUUCAAUCCACUACAGCAGCAACAGCUCCCCCAGUUUUCUCAGCAACAGUCAUCCCAGCAGUCUGCAAUCUCCAGCCCUCAACAGCAGGGAGAACAGAAUUCUGACCAGGCUUCAGCUAGCCAGGAGCAGGCUUUAACAGCUCAGCAGACUGCAGUCAUCAACCUGGCAGCAGGUUUUGUGCCUCCACAGGCUGCAGUGUUGUCUCAGCUUGGCUCUGCUAUGAACAGACCUGGGCAAAGCCUUCCUCAGCAGAGACUCCAGCUUACAUCUGCCUUGCAGCAGCAACAGCAACAAGCCUUGCAGCAGCAGCAACAGAUACAACAGUUACGAUACUUGCAACAUCAAAUGGCUAUAGCAGUUCAGCUUCGGCAACAACAGCAGCAGCAGCAACAGCAGCAGCAUUCAGGCAGCCAAUCAAAAAGUAAAAGGAAAAGAGGAACUCCUACUCCACCAAAAUCAUGAACCAUCUCAUGUUUCUAACUUUAAGAUUACUUAAUGAACUUAUCUCUUGUGGUGAAGUGAAUUUUUUUUAAAAAAAAGUAUUUUUAAAAAUUAAACCUAACCAUUGUAUAUAAGUCUUUGUUUCAGCAAAAAUUCAUUGUUAACUUAAUUUAAAAAUAACUUGUACAUGAUUUCAAAGACAAAAAUUGAUUUAUUGUACAGUCAAACUUUCAACAGGAUUAACUCUUCACUCUUUCACAUUUAUUGUGGGUGUUACACUCUUCGUCACUUCAGUGAGCAGUUUAUGGACUUCUCUGUGUCUUGUUUGUGCACGAACAAUACAAUCCUGGAGUUUUUCGCUGGAGAGACCACUCCCCCCUCCAGAUGAAAAGAAAAAGAUAGAAGGAUUAGCAACAACAGUUAUGUUCUCACUGAAACAGUAGUCGGUUCUUCAUAUUUAAAUCAUUGUUAAAACAAAAAUUCAAAUUACAUGCUGAAAUAUUACUAUCAAGUACAGGUCUUUUUCAAAAGUGUCUUCUACAUCUUAUUUACAAGUUUUCUAUUAUUGCAAAACUAAAACAAAUCCUUGCACAGAAGUAACAAGGCACAACAAUGAAGUACAGCUGAAUUAUCAAAUAACUGAUGCCUGAAGUAAUUGCACUUAGGUGAAUAAACAUUCUUUACUUUCUAAAAAAAACCUGGUGGCUAAAUCCAAGGUUUUUCAUUAGUAAGGAUUUUUUGGGGGUGGAGAGAAGGACAGGAAAGAGAAAAUGAAUCAGAGCCUUCUUCUGAACUGACUGAAGGCCGAAAUAAAGGGACUUAAAGAUAAUGCCAGAAUUACUGCUACUGCUGUAUUACGAGGGGGGAAAGGAAAGAGUUGAUGAAAAAUGACUUGAGAGUUUUUUUUAUGGGGACGGUCUGAGGCAGGACUUUAUAAAUGAUAGGGUGGAUCAUAUGCAAAAUCAAGCUCAUAAGGUCGAUGGAACAUAGGAGAAACAAAGAUAAGAAGCAACAGAAACUUUGGUAAUAGACUGGAUGUGUGGAAUGAAAUUGCACUCCUCAUGAAGUGGUACACCUUCACUAGCCUGUGCAAGUAGUUUUAAAUUGCCAUGGUGGUUUAUUCCUUAUGUGAAGGAACGAUUACUUUGCUGUCAGUUUUAUCAUUACAUUAUUCACUUCUUUUUCAACUGGAGGAAGUAUACUCAUAAAUAGUCUUCUGUCAGAACUGUAUAGGGUCACGUACUAGCCUGUUAUCUAAUUUUAAACACAAGUAACAAGUGUUUAUUAAACCAAUCUAAGGGCUAGCAGAUGGCACGUGGUGACAUUUUUCAGCAGGCACAAGACAGUACCAAUUGGAUAAAGGAUGUUAGUCUAACAAAAUGAUGCAAAAGGACAGAUUAUGCCAAAUCGGGAUUACUUAAACUAGCAUUUUAUAUUAACACACCUGGUUUAUGAACAGCACAAAGCCUAUCCUCUUCAUCAGUGACUAUUGUAGCCAUCCCUGAUGCUAAUGUCUCCUCCUCUGCUGUUGGAUCGACAAUGAAUAUUGUGCUUUAAGAUUUAAAAAAAAGAUGUUUUAAGAAUAACUAAAUUAUCAGUUUCACCCACACAAACUUGCUUCCUAGUUUCAGUAAUUCAUAUUACAGUAAUAGCAAAAAGAUUGAAAAUGGUGGAUCUUCAGUUAUAAUGCAAAUUUAUAACUGUGUGUGCAUAUAGGCGAAUAAAUAUGCAACAAAUUUCAAAUAAAAUUGCAAUAAGAAAAAGAUAAAUCUUCACUAAUCAACAAAAUAACAUGCCUUGGCAUCAUACAGUGAUGUUCAGAUUGUAUAAUGAAUUAUUAUAAUAAUCCCCAAAAGUAUCUGACAUUUACCAUCUGAUGGAAAAAUAGACAUCGAAGUACAGUGAAGUAUUUCUAUUAAAAUAUUAUUUAAAGAAAUCAAAAACUUGGCAUUUGGAAUAUUUCAAUUUCUAAUAAUCUUGUUUUUAUUUAUAGAGACCUUAAAAUAAUUUUAAUUUUUAAUAAAAAAAACUAGCAAGAGGUCUGAAUGGUGGAAAACAGUUGGAUGCUGGUCAUUCAUUGACUUUGUCUGAUAGGAUAAAAACUACUUUACAUAUUGCCUAGCACCUUUCAUGGAUAUCAAUGCCUUCAGAACAUUUUGAAGUCCUCUGCUCCUCCCGUGUUGGAGGCCAGGUCAAUGUCCAACCACCACUGCCCUCUUCCACCCUGCUGAACUUGUUCUCAAAUUAAAUGAUUUAUUCUUCAAAUCCACUUAUUCUCCAAAUAAAAGGUGUUUCUAUGGGUA
Stegostoma tigrinum is the source of this 5108-nucleotide messenger RNA. RefSeq names its product SPT20 homolog, SAGA complex component (gene supt20h). NCBI's taxonomy places the organism in Eukaryota, Metazoa, Chordata, Chondrichthyes, Orectolobiformes, Stegostomatidae. Gene Ontology annotation, molecular function: transcription coregulator activity. The coding region runs from base 232 to 2826 and encodes 864 amino acids. Gene Ontology annotation, biological process: regulation of transcription by RNA polymerase II. The record is from RefSeq and is a predicted model, not a curated record. Gene Ontology annotation, cellular component: SAGA complex. The transcript is spliced from 25 exons.